ACCGUGUUUGCUUCCUCCCUCUCUCCCGACUUCCUUCCCGAGUCCGCUCGCCCUAAUCCAUCCCACCCAACGCCGCUCUACAGCUGCGGCCGCCCGCGCCCUAUCUCUCCUCCGUCGCCGCCCCCACCUCCACCCCCUACGCCCCCGCGCGCGCCGCCGCCGUCGCCGCUCCCCUUCAACAACCUCAUAGCUGCCGUCUCAACCCCGUCCGCGAUUUCGGCCCUUGGUUUUCCGAGGUUUGUGCGUCCCAAACCAGCCCUAGGAGGGAGGCCCCUUGUGACACCAUGCCAAAGAUAAAGACGAGCCGCGUCGAAUACCCCGAAGGAUGGGCGCUCAUUGAGCCAACAAUCCGGGAGCUGGAUGCCAAAAUGAGGGAAGCGGAAAACGACACGCAUGAUGGGAAGAGGAAGUGCGAAGCGCUCUGGCCAAUUUUCCGCAUCUCUCAUCAGAGAAGCCGUUACAUAUACGAUCUCUUCUAUAGAAGGAAAGAGAUAUCAAAGGAGCUGUAUGAGUUCUGCCUGGACCAGGGUUAUGCAGACCGUAAUCUGAUUGCAAAGUGGAAAAAGCCGGGUUACGAGCGCCUCUGCUGCCUCCGAUGCAUCCAAACACGAGACCACAACUUUGCGACCACUUGCGUGUGCCGGGUCCCCAAGCACCUCAGGGAGGAGCAAGUUAUAGAAUGUGUCCACUGUGGCUGCAAGGGAUGUGCCAGCGGUGACUGAGCAACUAUGUUGUCAUGAUAUGCCCUGGAAUCAAUGGACAAUGGUUUGUUCUCAAGCCCGGCUACUCUAGGUGUUUCCUAAGCGUGAUCUCUGGUAGAAACAACCGUCCUGUAAUCGUAUUGUAAGCACUACUCUGCUGGUACCAGCUGCCAAUUGCCCAUCUAAUUUCCUGACAUUGUGUUGAGAACCAGACACGUUGGAAUUGCUUUAUCACUAGGCUGCAGAAGUCUGAAGUUGUGACUUGUGCAUUUAAAUCUUUUUCGUUGAAA
Messenger RNA from Lolium perenne, 991 nucleotides. RefSeq names its product protein BUD31 homolog 1. Gene Ontology annotation, cellular component: nucleus; spliceosomal complex. NCBI's taxonomy places the organism in Eukaryota, Viridiplantae, Streptophyta, Magnoliopsida, Poales, Poaceae. The record is from RefSeq and is a predicted model, not a curated record. Gene Ontology annotation, biological process: mRNA splicing, via spliceosome.